AUGGUGACUGGUGGCAUGUCCAGUGUCCCCAUAAUCUGUGGCUACAACAGUGGUCAACAUUUUUACUACGACGUGGAUCCAGACGGUGGACAUGUGAAGUUGACCAUAGAUCGUAGUAACAUAACACUGCUGGCAACCUGGGACAUUGUAAUCGCACAGAUCUCCUGUGGCUCCAGGUACCGAGCGCCUGAAGGCUGCCUACAGUACUACACGGCCACUGUUGGCACCAUCAGCAGUUUCAACUUCCUCCCCAGCAAUACUCCACUUCCGCCAGGUGCAGAAAUAGUGCAGCUGGCCAACCAGGACUACGGUGUGUGCAUCAAGAGAGCUGACGACUACUGUGGCAUCAUUUAUGACCGUAAUACCAACGACGGCGACUAUAGUUUUACACUCUCUGGAGAUACAAAUACUCUGCUUCCAUAUUUAAUUGGUACCUUCGAAGCUAACAGUCGGAACGAAGACUGUACGACAGACUACGUGGUCAUUCCUGGAGGCAGGUACACUAUGUAUGCUAACGAUAUUACAACAUUCCCAGCAGACAGAUACUGUGGCCUCGGCUUUCCUUACACCGUCACCACCACUGCCCAGCCCUUCGUACUGUACUUUAAAACAGACGGGGAUGAGUUGCUUGAUAACUGUAACCGAGGCUUCAGCCUCAACUACCGACAGAUUAUAAGCUGCGUAUAAUGACCUGCUAACAAAUACCACUAGCACUAGCAGAAGCAGCAACAACAGCAGUUGUAGUCGACGUCGUCACCAAGACUACAACCUGGAUGCUGAAAGACUCUGAAAAUCUAUCACUUGAUAAUGCUGAACAAAAAAGACUGGUUGUGGAACACGCUGUCACUGGGACUACGUUUUACUCUGUGUAGAUUUUGACUCAAUACCCAGUAUUAUGCCUACAUUAAUGGUAUAUAAUACUCACAGGUUCAUGAAUAAGACCCAAGUGUAAUACCUGGGUAUAUUAUUGACGUGCCGUUUCACGGAAAAUAUGCUUUCUCAGACUAAUCAAGUGGUAUGUGACAGUAAUAUCCUUAUAUUACUUAUAAAUAAUACCGACCAGUAGUAAAAUGUGCAAUGCCCGGGUUUUAUUAUUAAAAAAAUUCGUCAACUACA
Cherax quadricarinatus is the source of this 1116-nucleotide messenger RNA. RefSeq lists its product as uncharacterized. The record is from RefSeq and is a predicted model, not a curated record. NCBI's taxonomy places the organism in Eukaryota, Metazoa, Arthropoda, Malacostraca, Decapoda, Parastacidae.